AAGAAAGAGGACUUUGCAGAUUUUAGCAGAGUUUACAUUAGUUGUCUUGUACUCUUUGUAUUUUCCAGAGUUCAGCUCUUUUUUAAGAAUAUUAUACUUUGUUUUUGUGCUAAAAUUAAAACUUAAGCAGAUCCAUCGGAUCCACUGAGAAGACAAGACUACUCAUCUUUUUCGCACCAACCUUCCCGAUCCAGUCCGAGAGCUCCUUCAUCUGAGACACGAGAUGGAUCCUUCCCGUCUAAUCCUCAUCACUGUCGGUCUUGUUGCUGUAGGAUUCCUGCAGCUUGUGACCUCUCAACCAAUCCCACUGGACAUGGUUCCUGAAGCUGUUGAUGACAUGUACAGUGGAUGCAAGAAGGAAAUGGCGAAGAAGGUCAACGACAAAUACUUCAAAAAAGAGUUUCAUGGAAUAUUUAAACAGGCCUGGAUAAAUGCAGGAAAGUGUUCCCACAAGAAACCAAACCCAGUGGAUAAGGCUCUCAACAAACAGCACAUGCACGCAAUCUGUGCUUAUUCAUCUAAAAUCAUUUAUAAAGAAUUUAAUGCAGCAGUCAGAACCAAUAAGAACACCUACAGCAGCUCUUUCAAAUUCCACUCUUUACAUUUCUGGCUGACUUCUGCCAUACAAAUCCUGAAAGACCAUCAAGGCUGUCACAAUACUUUUAGAAGAACCAAAUCUGUGUUCACCGGCAAAGUUAACAACUUGAUGCGGUUUGGUACGUUUGCCUCCAGCUCUUUCGAUAAUACCUUUUUAAAAUACGGUAGUGAGACCUGCUUUCACAUGCGGACCUGUUUAGGAGCCUACCUGAAGCAAUAUGAAGUAUUUGAUAACAAAGAAGUGCUCAUCCCCCCCUAUGAAAUAUUCAAGAUAACCCACAUUUUUAAUGGCCAGGGUACAUAUCCGCCUCUGCCUGACUGUAAGAGGGUCUUUGUUUUGCAAAGUGUUGGAAAGCAGAGUAAACUUAACUGCAGAGUUGCAAAGUAAGAGAGAGCAGAGUUUUCUCCAACUGAUGCAGAACAUGUCUAUGUGCAGCAGACUGUAUGUCUGUAUGGGAUCAAUACAUGUGUGACAUCACACACAUCUGUAUUUACUUUCUUUACAUUUUGGUUUUCUGUAUUUCCUUUCUUUUUAUUUUCAUGUUUGUAUUUUUAUUUCAUUAAAGGUUUGAUUGAUGUUGCAGUUUGUUGCUUUUUAUCAAUGAUAUGUGUUGCAGCAAUAUAACUUUGUGGUGUUGAACAAUGAUAAUAAAGCUGUUUCUGAUUCUACUGAAUAUUCUCAUAAUUCAAAUAAAGAUUAACAUGUGAACAGCUGUAAUGUGCAGAGACAACAAAUAAUCAAAUAAAGCAAUAAAAACUCA
This is a messenger RNA of Scomber scombrus (Atlantic mackerel), 1358 nucleotides long. RefSeq names its product ecto-ADP-ribosyltransferase 5-like. NCBI's taxonomy places the organism in Eukaryota, Metazoa, Chordata, Actinopteri, Scombriformes, Scombridae. Gene Ontology annotation, molecular function: NAD+ poly-ADP-ribosyltransferase activity; NAD+-protein-arginine ADP-ribosyltransferase activity. The record is from RefSeq and is a predicted model, not a curated record. The coding region runs from base 224 to 985 and encodes 253 amino acids. The transcript has 3 exons.